Molecule: messenger RNA, 1940 nt
Organism: Meira miltonrushii
Lineage: Eukaryota; Fungi; Basidiomycota; Exobasidiomycetes; Exobasidiales; Brachybasidiaceae
Product: MFS general substrate transporter
Exons: 1
Coding region: 43-1866 (607 amino acids)
Source: RefSeq, a predicted model, not a curated record
CUUUGAUAGCGUCUACCAUACAAGAUUUUAAGAAGGUCCGAAAUGCCAUACAGGGCAAGAGAUGAACGAGCAAGGCCAGUGACAACCCAGAUACAAAAGCCAUGGCAAUCAUCCUUAGGUGUAUCAGCAUCCGUUUCAGUUCUUAAUCUGGUCGCAUUCUUGCUGCAUUCAUCGGCUUCAAUUGUAUUCUUGGUCUUUCUCAAUGCAACGCAACCUUUCCUGAUCGCUCAGCUGGACGGAAAGCAUGGCGGUGAAGUAGGUAACAGACAAGGAUCAUUAAGCGGAACUUUGGUCUUUGCCGAUGAAUCAUUGAGCAUCUUUCUUGCUUUGAUAUGGGGAAGUUUGGCAGAUGUGAUUGGGACAAAAUAUGUGGCAGUGAUUGGAUAUUGUUUUAUUUCAAUCGCUUUGUUCACUUAUACUUUUGCUCAAAAUGCAUGGCCGCAAUUACUCUAUUGUCGUUUGAUAUUCGCAGUCGGUGGAAGCAGUGUGACAGCGAUGUUAACAGGCAUUCUCAAUUCCUACUCUGCAACAUUCAGCGAAGUGAGGCAAAGGACUUCAGUCGAAGAUAUUGCAACAGAGACAGAGGCUCUUCUAGGUGAUAGGUCAAACACAGGGAGAGGGAGACCAAAGAAACAAUCACAUGGCCGCUUAGCUGCUUUAGCAGGCCUUACGACUGGCUUUGGAGCUCUAUUAGCUGUCUUUGUCCUAUUGCGUUUGCCGACAAUCUUGGCCGGCAUUCAUGAUCAAAAAGACAAGUUCUCUUCUUCGAACCAAAAGAGCCAUGAUGAUGAGGCAAUACGACAAGGAACAAAAGAAGCAUUUUAUAUCGUGGCGAUAUUGGCAUUACUUGUUGCUGCUGCUCUGUCGUUCGGACUAAAAAUGGACGCACCAUCGUCAAAGCUAGUGUCAGGAAGACAUACACCCUCACCUGAAGAACUCAAUGCUAGCAAUCUCAACAUCACUCAAGCUUCAACUCGCGAAGCUAGACGACAGAGACUUCGUUCACGAUUGCAAAGACGGACUGAGGCUGGUUCUUGGUCCAACUUUUUCUCUGGCGUUCAAAAAUUGGCUAAAGGGGUUCUUGCUGGUUUCAGAUUGGCAGGUAAAGAUGGCAAUCUACCCCUGGCAUACAUUGGUGGAGGACUGGCCAGAGCGAGUACGAUUGCAACUACUGUGUUCAUUCCGGUGCUCGUCACUCGAUUUUUCUAUUCUUCCGGCCUCUGUUCCGAUCUUUCGACGCCAGAUGUGCCAAAUGAAGAACUCAAAAAACGCUGCAGACAAGCAUUCACGGUGGCAUCCAUCUUGUCUGGUGUGAUUCAACUUGUCGCACUUCUGUUGGCGCCUCUGAUUGGCUAUCUGUGCGAUGCAUUCACUCCAUCUUCUACCCUCUUUCUCGUUUCCUUGGUCGGUACGAUAUCCUACCUUGUAAUGGGAACUGCUUUGCCAAACGAUGGAGAUCCUCGUACGCCUGUCGCUUGGGUCGCUGCUGUCGGAAUAGGAUUCGCACAGAUUGGUGUUAUUGUCGCUUCUUUGGCACUCUGUGCAAGAGGCAAAGCAAAUAUAGCAGAACAGUCAAUCAAAUCCGCACAAGCUCCUGAGGAUGAUGCACCGACAAACGAAGAUAUUGCCGAUGACGCAGGGGUCUCUGUACCUAUAGAAGCAGAACAAUCCUCUUCAGGUGCCAUCGCAGGCGCCUAUUCCGCAACGGGCGGUCUUUCAAUCUUGCUGGUAUCCAAAUUGGGUGGAUUACUCAGUGAUCUUUAUGCACCUGCUCCUUUUUUGCUAAUGUCAGGUCUUGCUGCUGUUGUCACUCUUGCCUCGCUUACAGUCAUGAUCAAAGAGAAACGCAAACAGCGAAUAGAAUGAAGUCUAUAAUUGAAUUUUAUAAUGUAAGCAUAUAUACAAGAUGACUCUAUAAUGAAUAACGAUACACAAAAUGA